AUGUCUUUGCUGGUAGUAGACGCUGUUGAAGUAAAUAGUUAUGUGAAUAACUAUAAUAGUGUGAUUCUCAAUACUAUUUUGAUAUCAUUGGGAAAACAUAAGAAUUCUUUACAGGAAGAUGCAUUAAUCCAAUUUAUGGAAAAUCAUUCUGAUAUAGCCAGGGGUUUCACAAAAUGCAACAAAUUAGAUGUAGAAAAUUUAUGGAUUGAUUUAACUACUAAUUUGAAUAGCUUUGGACCGCCAAUCCAUGAUACAAAUGGUUGGAAGAAAGUAUGGCGUGAUUGGAAGGCUUGUACUAAGAAAAAAAUUACAACCAACAAAAAAGAAGCGAUAGCAACAGGAGGGGGACCACAUAACCAAAUAUACAUAUCUAAAAAGGAAGAGAUAAUUGGUCAGCUUUGUGGACUGUACUCUUUAGCUGAUGGAGUACAGAACUCCAUAUCUAUAAUUGGAUCGGAUUUAUUGUCAUCUGAUGACGAGAUUACUCCAACAAGUAGACCGGACAAACGAAAAGUGGAAGAUGACAUAACAUGUGAUAAACCUAGUACUUCUAAACGGGCAUCUAAAAGAAAUGAUGAAGAUGUAAAAGAAAGCCUUAAAGGAUAUAUUCAAGAUGAUAUAAAAAAUGGAAAAGAGCUGUCCGAUUCUUUUAAAAUGCUUGUUGAAGUAUGCCAAAAAAGUGAUGAUAAAUUGCAUAUUAUAGGAAGUAAUACAAGACGUGUUUAUAAAUCUAUAGAAAAUUUAACAACAAAUAUAACAAAUGAAAUUAAAAGGCAUAAUCAACAAAUGGAAAAGGCUGCUUUUGAAAAAAAUAAUCUUAAAAAGAUGGACUUGGAAAUAAAAGAAAAACAAUUAGAGUUAGAACUUCUAAAAUACCAGAAAAAAUAG
Molecule: messenger RNA, 888 nt
Organism: Calliphora vicina (urban bluebottle blowfly)
Lineage: Eukaryota; Metazoa; Arthropoda; Insecta; Diptera; Calliphoridae
Exons: 3
Coding region: 1-888 (295 amino acids)
Source: RefSeq, a predicted model, not a curated record